GUUGCAAUUUUUUCCUAGCAUUUUCCAGUCUCAAAUGCUCAAGAAUUGGAAACAAAAAUUUCUGUUUCCCCACAUUACCGGAUACACUUUUCUUCAUCCCUUCAAUUUCUUGGGCUGUCUUCUCUUCUUCUGAAGGGUUGGUACUAACCUAAGUAAUUGUCUACCAAAGCAUAGCCGGACUACACCCAGAGAUGGCUGAAGGAAGUGGACAUGAGGAGACAACUCUUGAGCAUACAUCAACAUGGGCAGUGGCAGUUGUUUGUUUCAUCUUGAUUGCUGUUUCCAUACUUAUUGAACAUGGUCUUCAUCUUCUAGCUAAGUACUUACAGAGGAAGAGGAAAAAGUAUGUUCUUCAUGUUCUGAGCAAAAUCAAAUCAGAUUUACUGCUCUUGGGAUUCAUCUCUUUGAUGCUGACAGUGGGAGAAAGGCCGCUUGCAAAAAUCUGUAUUCCAAAGGGCGUUGUUGAGACCUUCCUACCUUGUCAAAGCUUGACUAGUGAAGACGAUGAAGAAUCAAAAUGUCAAGAACAGGGAAAAAUGUCGUUCAUGUCAAGAGAAGGUGCACAGCAACUCCAGAUGUUAAUUUUUGUGCUGGCUUUUGUCCACGUUUUAUCUUCAUUUCUAACCUUCAGUCUUGGAAUGGCAAAGAGGAAACUUGAAGACCUGUAUCUGAUCAAUAUCAUUGGCUUUUGUGGUCAAUCUGACAAUUUCCAGAUGAGAAGAUGGGAAUCUUGGGAGGCAGAAACAAGAACCAUGGAAUAUCAGUUUUCAAAUGAUCCAAGAAGAUUCCAGCUUAUUCAUCAAACAACAUUUGGAAGGCGGCAUCUCAGAUUUUGGAGUGAAUACCGAAUUCUUCGUUUACCAGUUGUUUUCUUUCGACAAUUCUUUAACUCCGUUUCCAAAGUUGACUAUAUAACUCUGCGGCGUGGAUUUGUCGCGGCUCAUUGUAAAGAAAAAAGUAGCUUUGACUUCCAGAAAUACCUGAGGAGAGCUUUGGAGAAAGAUUUUGGAGUGGUUAUUGGGAUGAGCCUCUGUAUCUGGAUUUUCUCAGUACUUUUCAUAUUCUUCAAUGCAUACGUUUUUCACAGCUAUAUUUGGCUGCCCUUCAUUCCAUUGUUGUUUCUGCUGGCUGUUGGGACAAAGCUACAAGCUAUUAUAACGAGAAUGUGCUUGGACACCAAUGACAAAUCCCAUGUGAUUCGAGGAAGCCUUCUCGUUAGGCCCAGUGACCAUUUCUUCUGGUUUGAUCGACCAGAAUUGCUUCUCCACCUAAUGCACUUUAUUUUAUUCCAGAACUCAUUUCAGCUGGCAUUUUUUUCAUGGACUUGGUACAAGUUUGGACUGAGAUCUUGCUUCCACCGACAAACUGAAGACAUUGUAAUAAGACUCACCAUGGGAGUGCUUGUUCAAUUCCUCUGUGGCUACGUAACACUUCCUCUUUAUGCUCUAGUAACUCAGAUGGGCACAUCAACGCUAAGAAAUGCAUUUCCGGAGGCAGUGGUCAGAGGCCUGAAAAGAUGGCGAGCAAAAGCCAGGAAAAAGAUAGCCAGGAGGAGCCAUUACGCCCCUUCUUUAGACGCUUCGUUAGAUGCUUCACUUACUUCACUAUCUUUCAGCACUCUCGACGCAUCCCUGUCUGUAGAACUAGGAUACGCUGCCGAUGAGUCCAUUAUAUCAACUGAGAUAGAAGAUGAAGACACUAGUGAUUCUGGAAAGCAAAUGGAGAAGGUGGGAUCUUUUGAGGGCUUGGAUAUGGGAAGAAUGCAACAGUUUUGAGUAACUUUUUGAAGGGAAGGGCUUGGAAGAUUUGAUGCUGCAGGCCAAAAUCAUGAGAUUGAUCCCGGGAAUGCAAUCAUUGUAAGUUUUUGAAGGAAAGGGUGUGGAAGAUUGAUAGAGAGUACCAACAACAUUUAUGGGAAAUGAUAAACUAUACUAGAUGGGAGAUUGUUGUCAAGAAAUCCCAGCUUGCGGCGUAACAUUUAAAGGCUGCUGCUCCAAUUGUCCUUGUUGAGUACCAGAUCAUGCUUUUGGAGGUUAUUUGAAAUCGGCCUUUUUUUUCUUCUUAUAUAAACAUCUAGCAAUGUUGAGUAAAUUUUGGACAUAAGGCUGGUAGAACAUAAGGCUGCUAGUCGAUUGAAGCACUGCUUCC
Messenger RNA from Coffea arabica (coffee), 2148 nucleotides. NCBI's taxonomy places the organism in Eukaryota, Viridiplantae, Streptophyta, Magnoliopsida, Gentianales, Rubiaceae. The record is from RefSeq and is a predicted model, not a curated record.